Molecule: messenger RNA, 726 nt
Organism: Alternaria incomplexa
Lineage: Eukaryota; Fungi; Ascomycota; Dothideomycetes; Pleosporales; Pleosporaceae
Gene: ATP23
Product: Mitochondrial inner membrane protease atp23
Exons: 1
Coding region: 1-726 (241 amino acids)
Biological process (GO): mitochondrial protein processing; mitochondrial proton-transporting ATP synthase complex assembly
Cellular component (GO): extrinsic component of mitochondrial inner membrane
Molecular function (GO): metalloendopeptidase activity
Source: RefSeq, a predicted model, not a curated record
AUGGCAAACUCCGAGACAGCGCCCGACGGCGCAUCCCUCUCCGCAAUGGCCCAACCGCCGCCCCAAAAGAUCGACCCCGUAUACUACACAUGGAGCAGCACCUUCAACAUAAUGCUCGGCCGCAUGACCGGCUCCCGCGACGUCGAACUAGAGAAAGGCUACUUCAACGAAAUGGACAAGAUAAAAGCCGACUCGAUAUGCAAGCGCUGCGAGUCCAACAAGGAAUACCUCUUGAAAUACAGUCCCAUCAUACGCUUCAUGUCGGACGAAGUGUACAAACUAGGCGGCGACCUGAACAAAGACAAUAUACUCUGUCGCAUGUGCACGAACGAGCAAUCCGGUGGUUUCUCCCUCGACCACGGCAUCCUGCUCUGCGCAAACAAGUUCCGUAAUCGCGGGCACCAGGAAGACACCAUGGCGCAUGAGAUGGUUCACGCGUGGGACCAUCUGAAGUUUAAAGUCGAACCUGAGAACCUGCGCCACCAGGCCUGUCUAGAGAUUCGCGCAUCCACACUCAGCGGCGAAUGCCGUUUCUCGAGAGAGUUCUUCACGAGGAAUCAAUGGAAUAUCAUGGAACAAUUACAGUCUUGUGUUAGGAGGAGGGCGACGCUGAGUAUGAUGGCGAGGCCGGGCAUAAAGGAUCAAGAGCAUGCUGGGAAAGUAGUGAAUGAGGUGUGGGAGAGUUGCUUCCGGGAUACCAGGCCGUUUGAUGAGGUUUAUCGUUGA